AUGCCGUCCUUCAGUAACCGGAUCUCUGAGGGCGUCAAUGGCAGACUCGCCUUUGCGUCUACCAUCAUGAUGCUGUCUCAGAUCAAUUUCGGAAUGGAUUUGGUUGCUUUCUCAAACACCCAGGCGAUGUCGGCCUUCAAUAAAAAGUUCGGCUCUUAUAACGAGAAACUGGAACGAUAUGCGGUGGAACCGUACUUCCUCUCGCUUCUCAACAGCCUCACGUACGUCGGUCAAGUCUUUGGCGUUGUAACAGGCGGUUUGAUUGCUCGCCAUUAUGGACGACGCGCUUCUUUUUGGGUCAUGUGUGUGUGGGCUGUUGUGUCUGCCAUUCUGCUUGUUACAGCCCAACAGAAAGAACAGGUCUUGGUCGGUCGCAUUGUCAACUAUAUCUAUCUUGGUCAAGAGCUUGUUACGGUGCCUGUAUAUCAGGCGGAAAUUGCUCCUCCUAAGAUCCGAGGAAUGGUUAUCGGCACCUUCCAGCUAGGCACAAUGGUAGGCGCUUUCAUAAUGGCGUGUAUCACCUAUGGGACAAGUAAGAUAGACACCGAGGCAUCGUUUCGGAUUCCUUUUGGCGUCUUCUUUGUCAUCCCCAUCGUUGUUUCCGUUGGCGCCCUGUUUAUGCGCGAGUCGCCGCGCUGGCUUUUGAUCCGAGAGCGACCCCAGGAAGCCUUAGAAUCACUUCAAUUGUAUCGAAAAGGCAAAUUCACCGAAGAAGAGAUCAUGGAAGAGUACCGUGAUCAGGUGGGCAUGAUCCACGCCAUCACUCACGACAAGGGUACCUUCAAGGAGAUGUGGCAGGGAACCAACCUCAGGCGAUCGAUUAUUGUUAUUGGUGCCAACAUCAGCAUUCAAAUCAGUGGUCAAGGGCUCUUCAGCAAAUAUGGCACUAUCUUCCUUGGGGACCUGCACGGCCCUAACCCUUUCCAAAUGUUUCUUAUCAAUACCUCAUUGCAAAUUGUGGUCGUGCUUUGCGCUAUGUAUCUGUUCGACAAAAUCGGUCGCAAGCCACUUUUGAUUAUUGGGUCUAUCAUACAAAGCGCUACCUAUUUUGUCAUUGGCGGCCUGGGCACCAUAUCCGACCCAGGCCAAGGGGCCAAGAUUGGAAUCACCGCUAUGUUCACUGUCUAUUUCCUGGGUUUCGUUUUCGGCUGGGGACCUAUUUACCAUAUUCUCUCCUCCGAGAUACCUAGCUCACGCAUGCGAGACGUGACAUACACUGUAGCAAGCUUCGUCACUGUUGUCACACAGUUUGUUGUCUCAUUCUGCAUCCCAUACCUCCUAUAUGCGCCAUACGCCGAUCUCGGGGCCCAGAUCGGUUUUAUUUUUGCGCCGAUUGCCCUUCUGACCCUCAUCUUCGCUGUCUUUGGCGUCCCGGAGUGCCGUACCUUCUCCCUGGAAGAAAUUGACCACCUAUUCCGACAGAAGGUGCCUAUCCGUCAUUUCACCAGGUAUCAGCACGGCCAAAUCCUCCCAGAGGAAGUCAGUAAGGGAGGUGCCGAGAAGCUUAGAGAAGGUCCAUCUGUUGAACUGAGGGAAGUUGCGGAUAUGUAA
Messenger RNA from Cladophialophora psammophila CBS 110553, 1551 nucleotides. RefSeq lists its product as uncharacterized. NCBI's taxonomy places the organism in Eukaryota, Fungi, Ascomycota, Eurotiomycetes, Chaetothyriales, Herpotrichiellaceae. The coding region runs from base 1 to 1551 and encodes 516 amino acids. The transcript is spliced from 5 exons. The record is from RefSeq and is a predicted model, not a curated record. Gene Ontology annotation, cellular component: membrane. Gene Ontology annotation, biological process: carbohydrate transport; transmembrane transport. Gene Ontology annotation, molecular function: carbohydrate:proton symporter activity.